GGCAGUUGGUAAUAAGAAGGAAUGAUAAUAGAAGAUUUAGGGUGGUUUGUCAUGGUGUGAAUCCUGAUUUACAAGGCAUGCAACCACCAGAAGGGCAGUUUGGGGAUUUUGCAAAUAUGAGUGGGCCCAGCACUGGCAAAGAUAUUCCCAUUGGCAGAGCAUAGGUUCUGUUUACGACACAUCCACGAGAAUAUGAAACCAAGAUGGAGUGGCAAUUUAUUCAAAGAAAUGUUAUGGGAUGCUGCAUGUGCUACCACAAAGCCACAGUUUAACAGAAAGAUGAAUGCCAUAAGACUGCUUGACAAUGACUUGUUUGUCUGGUUAAGCCAGAUUCCACCAACAUCCUGGGCAAGAUCACAUUUCACAGGUAGGGCCAAGACUGAUGUCUUAUUGAAUAACAUGUGUGAGUCAUUCAACAACCAGCUUGUAAAGGGGAGGGACAAACCAAUAAUCACCUGUCUUGAGUUUAUCAGAGAAUAUCUGAUGAAAAAAAUUGUUGUGGUUCACAAAGUAAUAGCUAAAAUUAAUGGACCUUUGACUCCAUAUGCUACAAGAGUGUUUGAUGAAAUCAAGGCUGAUGCAAGUCAGUAUUCAGUGAUGAUGGCUGGUAGGGGUAGAUUCCAGGUUACUGGUGGAUAUGCUGAUCAGUGCAAGGUAGAUGUUAAUGAGAGAACCUGCACAUGCAGAAAGUGGCAGUUAACAGGUAUGCCAUGUAAACAUGGUGUAGCUGCCAUAUGGGAUAUGGCAAGGAAUGGUAUGAAUGUAGGUGUUUUAGAGUCAUCGGUUGAUUAGGUUUAUUGGCUUCAAACCUGGAAGGAUGUUUACAUGCACACAAUUGAACCUAUCAGUGGGAGAGAGUACUGGACACCUUCACAAUGCCCAACAACCCUUAUCCCUCCAAUUCAUCAUACUCCAGUUGGAAGGCCCAAGAAGAAAAGGAAGAAUUCAGAGGUGGAGAUUUCUGAGCUUAUGAGAGACAAGAAGGGGAAAAUGACAAGGCAAGGAGUGCCUAAAACUUGCAAGAAAUGUGGGAAUGUUGGGCAUAAUAAAAGGAGCUGCAAGGGUCAGGGUGCAACUCAAGCUUAGAGUCAAACAACAGCUCAACCUCAGGGUCAAACUGCAGGUCAAGGUCAGACUCAAACAACCAAUGCUGGAAGAGGUGGGAGGGGUGGAACAGGGGCCAAGGCUGGAAGAGGUGGCAGGGGUGGAAGAGGAGCCAAGGCUGGUAGAGGUGGCAGGGGUGGAAGAGGAGCCAAGGCUAGUCAAACUGCUUCACAAAGUGCUGAUCUUUAGACUGUUACCUUGUUAGACAUAUGAUGCUUUUGUUAUGUAGUGUUUGAAGUGUCUUUUGGUUUAGUAUGUAAUGUUAUGCAAACGUUGGUAACUUAACUAAGAUAUUGUACUUUUGGAUGCUACUUUAUGUAAUGUUUGAAUGUUUGAAGUGUCUUUUGGUUUGGUAAUGUGUGUUUUUGUUUAGGUCAUCAGUUUUGUUUC
Molecule: messenger RNA, 1494 nt
Organism: Helianthus annuus (common sunflower)
Lineage: Eukaryota; Viridiplantae; Streptophyta; Magnoliopsida; Asterales; Asteraceae
Exons: 2
Coding region: 193-792 (199 amino acids)
Molecular function (GO): zinc ion binding
Source: RefSeq, a predicted model, not a curated record